UUGGGGUCUGCAUACUCCAAAAGACCUGAAGCAGAGAAGAUUGUGACCAUUGUUUUUGAUGAUGGGUUCAAUAAAAGUGGAGAGGAGUUGACUGCGGUAAGUAACAAACACAAAAGUAAAGUUUAUACAAUCUUGUCUAUUUGCUGAUUUUAUUUUUUAGGGGUUGAUUUUGUAUUAAUUUAAAAUUUGUUUUAAUUUUUUUAGGUGACAGAACCUUUGGUGAGGGUUCUUCGUAUGGUGGAUGGAGAGGGCAUGCCAAUGGGUUUCAUUUAUGAGGCCAUGGAUAGGGCCAAAGAGGCCAUUUCACAUUACUAUCGUGGAAAUGCAAGAAAAUGUGAAAUCUUUUGGCGCAUCAUUGAUCGUAGGUGGACAAACCAACUCCACCAACCGAUACAUGCCUUCGCCUACUUUUUGAACCCGAAAUUCUACUUCUCUGAUUCAUUUAGGACUGAUGAGGAGGUCAUGGCAAGUGUUAUUACAUGCAUUGAUAAGAUGACACCUGAUCUUGAGUUGAGAGACAAGGUUCUUGAUGAGUUGGAGAUCUACAAAAGUGCAGAGGGGAGACUCUUCUCAUCACAACUAGCAAUUGAUAGGAGAGGAAAACAACAACCAGAUUUAUGGUGGGAGAAUUAUGGUGCCGGCACGCCUAAUCUUCAAAAGAUAGCUAUCCGUGUUUUGUCUCAGCCAUGCAGUGCUUCUGGGUGUGAACGAAAUUGGAGUGUCUUUGAAAGCAUUCACACAAAGAAGAGAAAUAGAUUGUCACAAAAGCGGCUCAAUGAUCUAGUAUUUGUUCGGUACAACCUUCGCCUUCGAGUUAGACAGGUGGAGGGUGUUUCACAUGAGGCCAUUGACUUGGAUGAAAUUGAUCCAUAUGGUGAUUGGACCAUGAAUGAACAAAAUGAUGGUGAUGAUGUCCUCCUUACCGAAGAAGAAAUUGCAGAAAUAGAGAGAGGAGCAGCACAAGAUGCAGAAGGAGCAAGAUUGGAUGAAGAUGAGGACGAAGAUGAGGAUGAUGAUGAGGACUAUGACUUUGAAGAAGAAUCAUCUCACCAUUUAGAUACCACAACACCCACUGCUACUACUUCUAGCUCAAGGCCUGAAAAAUUGAGCUAUAUUAGGAAAAAUACAAAGAGGAAGAUGUAGUCUUCUCUUUGGUUUGUUCAUUCACAUUGCUGUUUUUCACAUUUGCAGUUGGACUUGGACAUAUCAUUAUAUGUAAU
Messenger RNA from Cryptomeria japonica (Japanese cedar), 1220 nucleotides. RefSeq lists its product as uncharacterized. Gene Ontology annotation, molecular function: protein dimerization activity. Lineage: Eukaryota; Viridiplantae; Streptophyta; Pinopsida; Cupressales; Cupressaceae. The transcript is spliced from 3 exons. Bases 235 to 1143 code for a protein of 302 amino acids. The record is from RefSeq and is a predicted model, not a curated record.